Molecule: messenger RNA, 5470 nt
Organism: Anastrepha ludens (Mexican fruit fly)
Lineage: Eukaryota; Metazoa; Arthropoda; Insecta; Diptera; Tephritidae
Exons: 13
Coding region: 1-5364 (1787 amino acids)
Biological process (GO): regulation of transcription by RNA polymerase II
Cellular component (GO): nucleus
Molecular function (GO): DNA-binding transcription factor activity, RNA polymerase II-specific; RNA polymerase II cis-regulatory region sequence-specific DNA binding; zinc ion binding
Source: RefSeq, a predicted model, not a curated record
AUGGCUUUGUCCAAACGACCACUCUCCAAGGAGACCGCUUUUGCUGAAAGCAACAACAAUAACAACAGUAAAACCGAAGAACACGAAAGUGCAGUGAAACGUAAAAAGCGUUCGAGUCGCGAUGAUGAAUCAACAAAUAAUAAUAACAACAAUAACAAAAACGAGGAGAAGUUGUCAACGCUACCACAGAAAAAAAGGGCUAUAAGCGGCAACAACAAUAAUAACAAUAAUGCUAACAAAACAAAUACAUCACCUCUCGACGUUGCCAUGCUGCAAUCCUCAGUCUCGAACACAACCACAUUGCAUUCACCAGAACGCCCCUCAGCGGUUACUACAACCACGACCACGACCACAAGAACAUCCGCCGAUGACCAAGACGACGAAACGCUCAUACGUGAAACACAGGCAGCACUGAAAAGCCUUUCGGGCAGUUGGCCAGCCGAGGCACGCAACAACAUCUAUCGGCUGCAGGAUCAAGAUGAGAAUCCGCCACCAUUUCAGAAUCUCUUCGAAGAGAAACAAAAACAAAAGGAAAAUGAUCAGGCGCGCAUCAAUUCACAGCUUCCGGAACAGACGCUGGAUGAACGCAAGCGAUCCGUAACCACUGCAUUCUCGCAAGCAUCCGCCUUUAAGCCACCAACCGAUGUCAAACGCAAUGGACUGAUUCCAUAUCCGCCAGGCACAGCAGCUAUGCCGCCAUCAGCCGCACCGCCACCACACUAUCCAAUUUACAACAACAAUGACUCAUCGGCCGCAUAUCUCAGCUACCAGCAACACACACUUCAACACGAUCCGAGCACUAUGUCCAUGCUACCGCCGCGUCCAACGCCAACUACAGCCGGCAGCAAUGGUUUCGAUAUCGCCUCACAAAUAGGAGCGAAUGAUGGAAAGGUUCCGGAACACAAGCCGGCAUUGUCCAGUGGUGGGGAUGUGCUCAAACGCAACGAUAUGGUGGGUAGAGCACAUGAGGUGGCUGGUGUUGGUGGUGCAGCUCCCCCAUUAGCUAGCGCUGGUGCUAGUGCUGGCGCAACGCCGGCGACCGAUGCUAAGCACUACACCAUAUUACAACCGGCUGGUGUGGGCAGUCGUGCGGCAACGGUGAUGCAGGACAUUGUGCGUGAGGGUGUCGUAACGGCGGUCACAGCUGUCGGCAGCAAUAGCAACAACACCAGCAAUGCAGGUCAUGGUGGGCAUGGUGCCGCGUCCAAUGUGCCACAGCCGACCUACUCGCCGGGUAGCAUCAAUCGUGGUGAUGGCACCAAGUGUCCCACGCCAAGCUGUAACGGUCAAGGACAUAUAACUGGGCUUUACUCACAUCAUCGAAGCUUAUCUGGUUGUCCAAAACGUGAUAAAGUCACUUCGGAAUCUGUGGUAGACACAUUCAAGUCUGAACCGAAGGAACUGCAUCAUUUGGAAAAGUUGAAAAUCACCUCGAAUCAAUACUUGAAUAACAACAGCAUCAGCUGCAUCAAUAAUAAUAGCGGCAGCAGUAACAUCAGCAAUACUUCCGCCAAUAACAGCACACUCAACAGCCUCAACUCGAACUCCACGACAAACUCAAGUACGGCUAGUAGCGCAAUGCCAAUUAUCAAAACGGAAUUCAGUCCGGUCGCCAGCGUCAAGUCCGAAUACAAUAAAAGUCCCAUGCACCCAUACAUGACCAACGCAGAUACCACUGCCGGUGGAGGUGGCGGUAGUAUUGGUGGCAGUGGCAUUGGACAAACAGACCGUUCCUCCAACGGUAAUGCGUCAAACACAGGCUCAGUGUCCACCACAAAUUCAGACAAUUUGCACGCGCCGCAUUUGAGUGGCGUCCGAAGUGCGACCGGAACACUUCAAGCGUCCGGUUACGUGAGCAUACAGCAGCAACAGCAACAGCAGCAACAAUCGACGCAGCAGCAGCCACCACCGCCACAUACAAUGGCCGACCAGCAUCAGCAACAACAUCAGCAACAACAGGCGCAACAACAAAGUCCACAUAAUCCCCAUCAACAGCAACAACAAACACUGCACCAGCAACGAGGACCAUUCAUCGAAGGCUCAUCAUCGUUAAUGAUGUCCGCUGGCAAUGGAACUUCCGUAAAUGGUGCCGAUGCGUACCGCACCGACGUACAUCAUGACGAUACGCAACACCAACAACAUCAACAGCACUACGAGCAUAUGCGCUAUACGCAACACAUGGUGAACGGUGGCGAUGGCAACCUUGUUGGCAGCAAGCCCCCAACAUCCGCUUAUGGGCAAGAAAUGCUCACAGCCAAUGGCGCUCCUACCAAUGCCCUAUCGCCUGAUGCACGCGGCUAUGACACGAAUCCGCCCACAUCACUAUCGUCCGCAGCUGCCGCUGCCGCUUACGCCGAUGCCGCGAGUGUAUCUAGUGUAGCGGGAAUGCCCACCGCUUUCGAACGGUACGAUCCCAUCUGCAAUGGUCAGCGUCAGGGCCCGCCAGCGAAUAUGUAUCACUACCUACCGCAAUCCGCGGACGAUUUGCAGGUACAGCAGCAGAAAUACUUGCAGGAACAACAAAUGUUAAUGGCAAAGGCAGAGCAUGAAGAGCUUGCCAAUGGUGGUCCGAUAUAUCCACGUCCCAUGUACCACUACGAUCCGAGUAUGGGUCCUUUACCACCGGGCUUCUCAGCUAUAAAUUUGUCGGUGAAAAUGGCAGCGGCUCAAGCAGCAGCAGCUGCGGCAGCCUAUCAAAAUCAACAGCAUCAGCAACAGCAACAACAACAACAUCAGCAGCAACCGAAACAGAGUGGGUCGCCGUCGCCGCCUGGCGCACCGGUCGUGGAUUUGUCGGCCUCAGCCUCGGUUACCUCAUCCAGUCCGCAUGGUUUCAACUCACCAGCAUCGCACAACCAGUACAGUCAGCGUAUGGGCGCCGGUAGUCCACAACCUGGUGCGAGCCCAAACAUUGCCAGUCCUCAAGUGCCAAGUCCUCAGGGACAGACGUUGGACCUGAGCGUCACCCGUCUACCACACAGUAUUAUUACAAGUCCUCAAUAUGGCGCACAUCCCGACGGUCUAGUUGUUGGACAUCCACAAGGUUUUGGCCCAGGUGUGCCACCGACAGGUGCUAACGGCGCGCCACGUUCACCACAAAUGGAACCAGUCGAUUUCAGCGGGCCACCCCGACCUCUUGGCUUCGGGCUGGUCGGACAUAUCGGCGGUCCACGGCCAUACAGUCGUGAGUCAACACCGGACAGUGGUGGCUCCCAUUAUAUCGAUAGUUAUCGUGAUCCUAGUGGCUAUUCACCUCAUCCUGGCUAUGGUAUGGUUGUACAGUCUGAUUAUCCCCCAGCCGGCUAUCAUGGCUACGGUCCAGCCGCAUAUCAAUGUAGCAAUCCUUAUGCGACUGCUGUCGGUCCCGGCGGAUAUCCGACACCAGUGUCGGGCGGCUACUCACCCAGCCCAGCGUCGUGUUACUCCAUGCCUCCACCACAACACAUACCGCAACAUGAGAAGACAAAGGAUAGUUUGACGGGCUGCACGCGUAGCGACCGCAAUCAUCUGCAGCCACACUCGCAAGAACUGAAAUGCCCCACGCCAGGCUGUGACGGUUCAGGUCAUGUGACCGGUAACUAUUCAUCCCAUCGCAGUCUAUCGGGAUGCCCGCGCGCCAAUAAGCCAAAGAGUAAGCCACGAGAUGGGCAAGACUCGGAGCCGCUAAGAUGUCCCAUUCCUGGCUGCGAUGGUUCUGGUCACUCUACUGGCAAAUUCUUGUCGCACAGAAGCGCUUCUGGCUGUCCCAUCGCGAAUCGUAAUAAAAUGCGCGUACUCGAAGCCGGCGGCACCGUAGAACAACAUAAAGCCGCCGUCGCUGCAGCGACUGCAAUGAAGUUUGACGGUUGCGGCAGUGCUGCUAGUCAGAGUAUGAAGAAACCGAAGUUCGAUGAUGUUACAAUGGUCUAUCCGAAAGGCUAUACAGGCAUCGAAAUGAUGAUGGGCGGUGUUGGCUCCGCAGUCUCCUCUUCUGCUUCCAUAUCUAGUAAUAUAAGCAACGGCAGCAACAACAACGCCUCGGUCGUUAGUUCCACUGCUGCUCUGGGCAAUGUCUCUUCGUCCGUCGCCGGCACAGCUACACUGCCAGAUAGUCUGCAAGGCAACAAUACUUCCAACAACAACAGUAACAAUCCAAAUAACACAGCGAACAAUAACAAUAUCAACAACAACGUGCCCUCAACAAAUGGCGGUAAUGGCAGCGGUGUUGGCGAGGACUUGAACACACUCGAAGCGGAGAUAUCGGAAUUGCAACGGGAAAAUGCACGCGUCGAAUCACAAAUGAUGCGUCUCAAGUCAGACAUUAAUGCCAUGGAAUCACAGUUGAACACCAGCGAUAGGGAGGCUUCUCCGCUGAGUACUCAUCAACAGCGUGAUCUCUCUGCGGUGACUAUCAAUGCUGGAGGAGCAACAGCUCUUGGUAGCGUCUCCUCCAGCGCCUCAACCGCAUCCCCGCUCAACAACCACAUUGGCAGCGCCAGCGGCAACGGCAACGGCACCAAUAGCACCAACAGCAACGGUAACAUCAACAUCGGCGGCAACGGUACCGGAAGCAGCAACAACCACCUCUCCAGCACCAAUCUCUCACACACCCUCCCCAGCAGUCUCUCCGGCACCAUAGGCAGUCACAGUGGCAGCUAUUUAACACCACCACCCAGCAUUAGCAUCAGUACUACCACCUCAGCACCCAGCAGCGGUGGCGCACCCACAUCGAGUUCCUAUUACGAGAGUUUGCGCAAUAACGUUAUCACCCUACUAGAGCACGUCCGUUUACCACCUCCUGGCUGCAAUAGUGGCGCAAGUAUGAACUCAAGCCCGUUAGGUGGUGGCACUGGUGGUAAUGAAGUUAACAAUGUGAGUAGUACCAGCAUAGGUGGGCAUCCAUCCGACACCAUCGGCAACAGUUUAUCUGCUAAUAUUGCUGGCCUACCUGCCACCGCUGAAGUGUUGAGUAAUCAACAAUUAACUAGUGCCUAUGGCGCGCCACAUCCACCACAUCCCACGCUCAUACCUCCAAGUCCACUACCCACAGCUUCUAUUGCUCCCACGAAUGUUGUUACUGGUGCUGUAUCUAUGUAUGCAGCGCCACCACAUCAUUUGGCUGGCACACAUCCUGGCAUGUUGGGACCACCACCGCCACCACCACCUCCACACAGUGGUGCAAUGCCACCACAUCAUCCUUAUACAGUACAUCAUCCAGCUGGAUAUGCUCACCAUGAACCCUUCGACUCAUACAUAUCGAAAUUGCAGUCGCUUUGUGUGCCACCUGAUGUUUAUGCAUUACCUGAUGAUGGCACUCGGCCAGUCUACGAUGCCGUCAAGCCCAGUUUGCAUCAAGACUACACGCUAAUGCCGACGCCGAUAUAAGCAUGGAUGAGAAGAGGCAGGGAGUGGGAGAGAGAUUACCGGGUUUAAUUGCGUUCCAAAAACUAAAGAAAUAUUUGCAUCUACAAUAUUGAUGAAAUUUAAAUGA